UACUUCAAAGAGCUAGAUUGAGAACACAAUGAUCAAUGCCCAAAACAAGAAAUUAUUUUGUGUAACAUUUUGGAGUAAAGAAGAGAAGUAUAUCUUUAUUUAUUUUUUUUUGAAGCAAAACGGGCAAAUUGUAUUAAUUAUUCAAAGCAAGCUUAUCCAUCAAUACACAGGGUGCAAUAUCCGGGGGGCUAUGAUUAACCCAGAUUUGCUCAUCCCCAAAAGGGAAGAAUCUAGCUAAAUGAUGUGCAACCAUGCAUGUUGCCAUCACGCUUAACAUGAACAAAAGAAAUGGAAUUAAAGCUACAGCUAAGUGCUAGAAUGUCUUCAAGAAUGGCAUCCAGCUCGGUACAGUAGACCAUUGAUCUUCCCAGCCUGCUCACAAUCGCUUCACAAUCUGGUUCAACCACCACAUCUUGCAGCCCGUACCUGAUUCCUAGUCUGAGAGCCAUAACAAUUCCCUUAGCUUCUGCAAUCAUGGGCUGCCACCAUGCUCUGGAGCGUCUCAUAGCAGCGAAGAUAACAUCACCCUUGUGAAGUGGAGGAUGCUUCAAUUUAUUGUGUAUCUCCCUUGUGAAGUGGAGGAUGCUUCAAUUGUGUAUCUUUUAAUUGUGUAUCUCCCUUGUGAAGUGGAGGAUGCUUCAAUUUAUUGUGGAGUAAUAUGUAAUCUUUUCCGUGUAUCCAAAAAGAAGUGGAGGAGCUUCAUUUAUAAAGAAGUUUCACCAAGCUCAAGUCAAAAGAAGGGAGUUAAUAUUUCACGGCAACCAUGCAUAAGAAAUCAAUCAAAAACCCUUUAAUUAUGCAUGUUUACUAAUUAGUCUUCCAUCUAUGUAUUAAACGGCUAGAGAGGAGGAAAUAUAUGAUGAUCAAAGUCAACUAAUUGCCAUAAUCAUGGUAUCAAUCCAGCAAAUUUGAAUUUUGAUCUUUUGAAGCAGUGGCGGACCCACCCUUGGUCCAGGUAGGUCACGUGACCUAGUAAAAAAAAUAAAAAUAAAUUUAAAUUUAAAAAAAAAAACAAAAAAUAACGGACAGUACUGGAAGGGGAAAAGAAACAAAACAGAGACCAAAUCCAAAAUACACGCACUCUCAUUCUCUCAAAUCUCAAUCUCUCUCUUCGCUCUUCGUGACUCACUCGUCGCCGCACCGCCUCGCCGGCCGCUCCAUCCGCAUACACACACACUCGGCGCUCUUCGACUCUUCUUGCUGCUAGAAUGAAAAGGAAAAAUAUGUGUGAUAUCACAAGUUUCUUUGGUCCGAAAAAUCCCCCUCCUCCACAAAGUCCUCCUCCUCCACAAAAUCCUUCUCCUCCACCUCCUCCUCCUUUACAAGAUCCACCUCCUUCACCACAAAAUCCUUUUCCUCCACCUCCACCUCCACCACCACAAAAUCCUUUUCCUCCACCUCCUCCACCACAAAAUCCUUUUCCUCCACCACAAAAUCCUCUUCCUCCACCUCCUCAAAAUCUUUCUCCACAUCAAGAAAGUGAACAACAUUCUUCUCCAUCACAUAACUUUACUCUCAAUGAAGAUGGACAAUUUAUUCCUGAAGUUACUUCAAGUCCUAGAGCUCGGGUUGAUGAUGGAAGAUUAAGUGAAGAUGAUAUUGCUAAUCUUCCACAAGACCCGGGACAAAGGAGAAAAAUGAGUGAUUUUCAUCCUGAUGAUAGAGAUUUAGCGAGGAGGACAUACCUUCAAAGAAAGCCUUGCCAACCUCAAGAUUUUGAAUAUCCUCAAACAUUUUUCGGAACCAAGAGGCGUCGAUUUAAUGUCAAAUGGUUUGAUACUUGGGGCUCUUGGCUGGAGUAUAGUGUUUCCAAAGAUGCUGCUUUUUGCUUCAUUUGCUAUCUAUUCAAGGAUGAUAACACUGUUGGAGGUGAUGCUUUUGUUUGUGAUGGUUUUCGUGGUUGGAAUCGAUUAAACACAUUUCGAGAUCAUGAAAGCAAACACAUGAGUGCUCACCAUAAAGCUAUGACUGCCAUGGAGUUAUUCAAGCAACAAAAGGGUAGUAUUAUCACUGCUCAAUCAAAGCAAACGGCGGAAACUAGAAGUGCUUAUCGUAAGCGAUUGGAGGCUUCAAUCACAACCAUUAGGUGGCUUACUUUUACUUCAGGGGCUACCUUUUUGUGGUCAUGAUGAAAAAGAAAGUUCAUUGAAUAGAGGUAAUUUUAUUUCUCUAUUAACUCUUCUUUCUAAACAUGAUCUUGAAUACUCCAAAGUUGUUUUCAAAAUGGCACCCGGUAAUUGUCAAAUUACUUCUCCAACUAUCUAAAAAGAUAUCAUCCAUGCUUGUGCAAAAGAAACAACUAAAGCAAUACUUGAAGAUCUAAAUGGUGGUUUUUUUGCUAUCCUUGCUGAUGAGUCUGCCGAUGUUUCCGAUAAGGAAAAAUUGGCUCUUUGUUUGAGAUAUGUUGGUAAAAAGGGAUAAGCAAGUGUGUGAAAGAUUUCUUGGUGUUGUGCAUGUUGCUAAUACUACUUCCUUGACUCUUAAAGUUGUUAUUGAGUCAUUACUCAUGGAGUAUUCUUUGACUUUCUCUCAAGUUCGGGGUUAGGGCUAUGAUGGGGCAAGUAAUAUGCAAGGUUCAAUCAAUGGUCUCAAAACUUUAGUAUUGAAUGAAUGUAAACAAGCAUACUUUGUACAUUGCUUUGCUCAUCAACUUCAAUUGACACAAGUUGCCCUUGCUAAAAAAAAUUCAGAUUGUGCUUGGCUAUUUGUUGAUGUACUUGCACCUCUCUUGAACUUUGUGGGAGAUUCACCUAAGAGGAAAGAAUUUCUUCGAGAAAAACAAGUUGAUCAAGUUGUUGAGGCAUUAUCCUUAGGUGAAGUUGAAUCGGGAACUGGUUUGAAUCAAGAACGUGGCUUAGGUAGACCUUGUGACACUCGUUGGGGGUCUCACUUUAAAACAAUUUUGAAUGUGCUUGAUUUAUAUCCUACAAUCUUGAAUUCGCUUGAUUCCAUUGCCGAAUUUUCUGAUACAGUUGAUUCAAAUAAAGCACAAUCUAUCACACACUUGUUGAUGUCAUUUGAUUUUGUAUUUGUGGCACAUUUGAUGGUUGCUAUAUUUGGGAUAACAAAUGAGUUGAAUGUGGCUUUGCAAAAACAUGAUCAGGAUAUUGUAAAUGCAAUGGAAAUGGUUGAUGUAACCAAGUUUAAUCUGCAAAAGUUGAGAGAUGAAGGAUGGGAUUCUCAUUUGGAGGAAGUUACUUAUUUUAUGGAUAAACAUGGAAUUGAGGUUCCUAAUAUGGAGGGGAGAUAUCAUGUUCCCGGGAGAAGAAUGUAUAGAGGUAAUGGCCCACAAGUGACAAAUCUUCAUCAUUUCCGGGUUGAAGUUUUUCUUAGUGCCAUUGAUCUUCAACUACAAGAAUUGGAAAAUAGAUUCCCGAAGGUAAGUAAGGAACUACUUGUAUGUAUGUCUUACUUUAAUCCCACUAAUCGUUUUGCUUCAUUUGACAAAAGUAAAUUGAUUCAACUUGCCAAAUUCUAUCCUAAUGAAUUUCCAAGUAAUGAAUUGAAAUUUUUUGGUUAUUCUCUUGAUAAUUUCAUCGUUGCUAUGAGAAAUGAUGAGAGGUUUUGGAAUUUGAAGAGUCUUAGUGAGACUUCCGUGAAACUUGUUGAGAUGGGAAAGCAUGAAACCCAUGAACGAGUGUACUUGCUUUUGAAGUUGGUUCUAACUCUACCCGUUGCUAGGCAAGUGUAGAAAGGGUAUUUUCAGGAAUGAUGCAAGUGAAAGAUAAAUUGCGUAAUAGCAUGGGGGAUCAAAUGUUGAAUGAUUGCUUGGUUACUUAUAUAGCGCGAGAUAUGAUUUUGAAUGUUGACAUAAAUGAAUGAUAUUAUAGAUCGAUAUCAAAACAUGAAAACUCAUAGAGAGCAAUUGUAAUUUCCUUUAUUUGGUUGUAAUAUGGAUAUUUAUUACUUUUGGAAUGUAUUUUUUUUUUUAAAAAUAUUAGCUUUUUUUAAAAUAUUCUUGCAUUAAUUAUUGAUUAGUAGUCGGUGGUGACCUAGCACCCGAAAAAUCCUGGAUCCGCCACUGUUUUGAAGCAAAAUCAAUGAACCUAGACUUGGAGUUGUACUAUGGGAAUAAGUGAAUAACUCCAACAUAUGUACUACAAGAGGAUUCGGGUGAACAUUUUAGGACUAAAAUUUGCCCAUAAAGGACUAUCAUUUGGGGACGGAUGGAGUAAGUUAAUAGA
Molecule: messenger RNA, 4184 nt
Organism: Chenopodium quinoa (quinoa)
Lineage: Eukaryota; Viridiplantae; Streptophyta; Magnoliopsida; Caryophyllales; Amaranthaceae
Product: WAS/WASL-interacting protein family member 3-like
Exons: 2
Coding region: 2567-3691 (374 amino acids)
Biological process (GO): actin filament polymerization
Cellular component (GO): actin filament; cytoplasm
Molecular function (GO): microtubule binding; actin binding
Source: RefSeq, a predicted model, not a curated record